AAUAUUGUGGAUUGAGUUGUAUCAAUGAUAAAUAUAUGCGUAGUCUUUGGUCAAAGACCUUGUUUUUCAUCGUGUUAGUAGAAAUUUGUCGCAGAUUGCUCAUAACUAUACACGUGUUUGAGGUGUGUUGCCUAUAAGUAUCGCAGUGAUAGUCGCUUGAAUUCGGAGCAGUUGGAAAAUAGAUUAAUAUCCUGAAAAACGAUGGAAAUUAUCCAUUCGUGCAGCGAAGUGAUUUGCUUUGUUUUGUAACACUAGUAUAGCAUGUAAUCUGCAUUCAAACAGUGAUAGAACUGUCAGGGCAGAGAAAAGAGGAGUGAAAAGUUUCGAUUCAGCAUUCGCUUCAAGGUAAAUGAGUAUUUCGUAAUUUCUGUUUCGUAUUUUACGCACGACGACGUUCAGAGCUGGGAUGAAUUAGAGAACUCCUUCGAAGGUAAAACAAUUUGACACAAUUAGGAAGUGUGCACUGUGGGUUGCGCUUACGUAGUGCUCGACCUAGGAAAGGAAAAGUCUUUCUAGUUAUGAAUACACACAAACACGUUGAUAUAAUACGAACAUGGGAGCAUUAUUUACGGAAAACAUUAAAGACUAGUUUGGGAUGCGAAGCGUAAAAGCUCAAGCUGAAGAGUGAUCUUGUACUUGAGGGGGGGAAUAUUUGGUUUCCGUUUCCGCAGUCCGUUGCUGCUGAAGUUAGCGGUAACUUGGAUUGUUUCGUUACUACUUUGAGUAUCUUUGAAACAAAUACAAAGAGUUUUUGGAGCGAGUUUGUGGGAGGUUGUUGUAAAAGGAUAGAGGUAGCGCGCCAUGCUAUGUCCCCCUUCGCACGCAUUGUUACGAGCGCUUGCGCGGCAGACGUACGGUGGAUAUAAUUUCCAAGAUCGAAUGCUUGAAUCAGUGUGUUACUUCGAUGCUAGUGAAAAAUUUAAUUUGAAGCUGUGAAAAUGCAGUUUGGUGAUUAGUUUUCGUCGUUAUCCUUUGGAAUAUAACAUUUCGCCUCUCUUUAGAGAUGGCUUCCUCCGAUCUAGUCAGUCCAAAUGGCAACCCUUCUGAAGUCAAUUCCAUACUUUUAAACAAUGUUGAACCAAAGGUGACCAUUACUACUACAACAGUUAGUCAAACACCAGUGAUGCAGAAUGUCACUGGUCACCAUAUGUUGCCUGUUGUGUACAUACAGACCCCUUCGAAAAUAACCACGAACAAGUCGAACAGCAACAAUGUUAUAAUGAAUGCUCUACCGCAGAUACAGAUACAGAAUGCAUCAAAGUUGGCCCCUCAAAGUCUGUUGAUUGGUAAUCAGCUUUUGCAGAAGCCUGCAAUACAGAAAAAUGGAGUAACAUAUCUGCUGAAGCCAGUGAGUAAGCCAAACGAGACCACCAGUCUCAUACCACCACAAAUACCUAUACCUUCAAUAUCAAAGUUUGCAACAAAGGAUGGUCUGCAGCUGAACAGUGUCACCAUGGGCCAAAAGUUUCUUCUCAGUCCCUUGUCAAGUAUGAGCAACAAUCGUUUAUCCACAACCACCACCAACUCUGUCCAAUCUCAAAUCUCUUUGAUGCUCCCUACACUGCAGCCAAAACCUAACCACGUAAUCAACUUGAAAUUACCUGAAGAUAAAACGAUUCUGGACGUCGCUAAAAAUAGUAAAGAACAGACAGACCCUCUAUUUUGCAACGAGAGAAUCGAUGAAGAGGCGAAGAACGUCGAGGCUCAGGAUAAAUCGUAUCAAAUAUCUAUAGUCGAGGAUUCAGUCGCGGACAACGGAUACACGAUAUCAAUAAACGAAGACGAGAAGUUACCGAAAUUGAUAAAGCACGGCGUUUCCAUACUGAAAAAAACGUACAAUACUCACGUGGACCGAAAAGAGAAUAAUCCAAUCCCAACUGCCAUUAUAAAAUCAAUUACUACCAUUUCAGAUCCGGGCACGAAAGAGGUGAAGAUUCAGUCUGAGCAUCACGACGAAGGGAUUGCACCUCCGCCGCCGCCUCCUCUCGUCCGGAAAAGCGAACGUCGAAGAAAGUCGACAAUUUGCCUCCGGAAGGACUACGACGAUAUUCAAGAGGAGACGGAGGAGGAGCCUGAAAAGAUGAUUGUUAAAGAUGAUGUGGAGAUAUCGAAAUUGGAGGACGUGCUGUGCGAAGAUGAGGAUGUGUCUAAGCUGCUGCACUGGGAUCGCGGCGUCGGCUCUCUACCGUCGACGAACAUUAAGUUCCACAUCAACGAAUUCGGAAUGCUGGAAUAUUUGACGGACGAGGAGUUCAAGAAGAUGAACUUGAAAAGGAUAAAGCCUAAGGUAGCGCAACAAGUCGAGAUGAGGUGCCUGAUAUGUGGCUGUUACGGCAUGCCUUCGGAUUUUAUCAGUCCGAAGUACUGCAGCAACGACUGUCAGGAAGCAGGUGAACGCGAGGAUGUCCAACCGCCUGUGAAGCACAGGAAGAAAAAGCAGUAUUUCAGAAAAAGCGAUGAAUUCGUCAAGAUGGAAUCGUCGGAGGACGAGAAUUUAAUAAACACAUCCAACGAGAACUCGUCGGAUAAAUUCGCCUAUCCAUGGACUUGUCACAAGAAGGGAUUCUCUUGGUCCAAAUACUUGGACCAUCUAAAAGCUGUGGCGGCUCCAGUAAAACUAUUCAAAGAUCCAUUUCCUUACGGUCGUAAUGGUUUCAAGGCGGGAAUGAAGUUGGAGGGAAUUGAUCCACAACAUCCUUCCUAUUUCUGCGUACUCACAGUCGUGGAAACUCUUGGAUACAGAAUACGUUUGCAUUUCGAUGGUUACCCAGACAAUUACGAUUUUUGGGUGAACGCAGACAGUAUGAACAUAUUUCCAGCUGGGUUUUGUGAAAAAUUUGGUCAUACCCUGCAUCCCCCGCCCGAUCACAAGAAGGAUUUCAAUUGGAACAAUUACCUGAAGCAAACGCAUUCAACGGCUGCAGCUAAAACGCUAUUUUUCAAUCGGAAUACGAACGCAAUAUUUCCUAACGGAUUUCGGAUAGGCAUGAAACUGGAAGCGGUCGAUCGAAAGAACACAGCUCUUGUUUGCGUCGCUACAAUAACCGAUAUGAUGGAUAAUAGGAUUCUUGUGCAUUUCGAUAGUUGGGACGAUAUUUACGAUUAUUGGGCGGAUCCCACUUCACCUUACAUUCAUCCAGUUGGCUGGUGUGAUAAGCAUGGUCAUAAUCUCACUCCUCCCAACGAUUAUCCUGAUCCAGAAUCGUUUACAUGGGACAAAUACCUGAAAGAGACGAAAGCAUCGGCAGCUCCGGUUCGUGCCUUCAAGCAACGACCCAACAACGGAUUCCGAAGAGGCAUGCGACUAGAAUGCGUGGACAAGCGAGUACCGAGGAUAAUCCGUGUGGCCACCGUCGAAGAGCUCCGCGAAAACCAGCUGAGGAUCCGUUUCGAUGGAUGGCCCGAUCGAUAUUCGUAUUGGGUGGACGACGAUUCCACCGACAUCCAUCCGAUCAGUUGGUGCCAAAAAACUGGACAUCAUUUGGAACCACCCCUGACUCCAAAUGAUGUGUACGACUUUUUGGAAUGCGCAACGAUAGGUUGCAAAGGACAAGGUCAUAUCCAAGGACCUAUACAUUCUACUCACAGUUCACCAAAAUUCUGCCCUUAUGCCGACGAAAAUAUAGACAUGGAGAAGAUAUUACCUGAUAGGCUGCUAAGUCCGGAUAGACAGGUCGAGGCUGUUGUUCCAGUUAGUCGAGAACCCAGAGAUAAAAUUUCUAAAAUGAAGAAUAUAAUUGCAACGAAAAUGGCGUUCGAGGAGCCGAAGCGAGAAUGGAGCGAUGACGAACAGGACAUGGAAUUCGAUAUGGGAAGGGCGAAAAGGAUAAAGGAGGAGUUGGAGGACAGUGUGCGUUCGGAUGAGCCUAAGAACAAUACCGUUUUGGAUUUUGCUGAUGUGAAUUUGGACGAACAAAGAAUGCGUGCGAGGCAUUCGAAAUAUUUAGAUAGAUAUGUGCAUGUGGAAAGUGAUCCUCGCCAUUGGAACUGUCAGGAGGUGAUGAACUUUAUUGCAUCCGUGCCUUGUUGUAGAGAUUACGCCUCGCAUUUCGGAUCGAAUCGCAUCGAUGGAUUAUCUUUCCUGAUGCUCAAUCAACAAGAUUUGACCGAAGUGCUGAGGUUUAAACUAGGACCAGCCAUCACCCUGUAUAAUUGUAUAUUGAUGCUGAGGCAAACCGUCAUUCAGUGUACAUAAUAUUUACCUAUAGUAUUAUUUUUAGUUAGUUUGUUUUAGAUUCGUUAUUGUACAUACAUUUCCUCCACACAUUUUUCACAUAUGUAAUUAUCUCUUGUGUUCAUUUACAUAUAAAGAAAACAAAUUGUGAUUUAUAUAUUGUAAAAUAAUCCAAAUAUAUAAGAA
Molecule: messenger RNA, 4360 nt
Organism: Nicrophorus vespilloides
Lineage: Eukaryota; Metazoa; Arthropoda; Insecta; Coleoptera; Silphidae
Gene: l(3)mbt
Product: lethal(3)malignant brain tumor-like protein 4
Exons: 7
Coding region: 1004-4195 (1063 amino acids)
Biological process (GO): regulation of DNA-templated transcription
Cellular component (GO): nucleus
Molecular function (GO): zinc ion binding; protein binding
Source: RefSeq, a predicted model, not a curated record